This is a messenger RNA of Rhododendron vialii, 1616 nucleotides long. RefSeq names its product probable 6-phosphogluconolactonase 4, chloroplastic. NCBI's taxonomy places the organism in Eukaryota, Viridiplantae, Streptophyta, Magnoliopsida, Ericales, Ericaceae. Gene Ontology annotation, biological process: carbohydrate metabolic process; pentose-phosphate shunt. Bases 183 to 1157 code for a protein of 324 amino acids. Gene Ontology annotation, molecular function: 6-phosphogluconolactonase activity. The record is from RefSeq and is a predicted model, not a curated record. The transcript is spliced from 3 exons.
UUGUAUUAUAAUAGUUGAACAACACUUACAUAACGAAGUUUAUGACAAGAACAUAGUACAUCACGCCGCUGGCCACUCAAAAGCAGAAAGUUACGAAUAGAGCCGACAUUUGAACUGACCCCAUCACUUCCCGGUUGUGUUACGCAGACAGAACUAUAUAUAUCGAUCGGUGCGCACUACGCAUGGCCUUCUCGUCCUGCACUUCCGCUGCUAUCCUGCGCACAUCCCUCACACCCCCUCCUUCCCUCCGCCGUUCUCCGCCGUACACCCCUCCGAUCUUCCAAUCACUCGUCGCUAACCCACCGGCUUGCUCUCUCAGACUGCACAAGCCCUCGAGAAUCGGCGUGAAUCCCGAGAAAUUCCACCACAAAGCGAGCUCGUCAAUGGCUGGAAUCGCGACCGAGAAAGCCAAGGGUAAGGUGCAGGUGUUCGAUUCCGAGGAAGAUCUGGCAGUGUCUCUGGCGAAGCACACCGCCGAUCUAUCGGAUAAGUUUGCCAAACGGAGAGGCGCUUUCACCGUUGUUUUAUCUGGAGGUUCUCUGAUCAAGUCACUCAGGAAGUUGGCGGAAGCUCCAUAUAUUGAUGCGGUGGGGUGGUCGAAAUGGCAUGUGUUCUGGGUGGAUGAGAGAGUGGUUCCUAAGGAUCACGAAGAUAGCAAUUACAAGCUUGCCUUUGAUGGCUUUCUAUCUAAGGUACCUAUCCCCCCUGGUAACGUCUACGCGAUCAAUGAUGCACUGUCAGCAGAGGGUGCAGCCGAUGACUAUGAGACCUGUCUCAAACAUUUGGUUAAGACAAACAUAAUAGACGUCUCUCAGGCAACUGGACUUCCAAAAUUCGACCUCAUGCUACUGGGUAUGGGUCCCGACGGGCACGUGGCUUCUCUGUUCCCCGGGCAUCCGCUCGUCCAAGCGAACAAGCAGUGGGUGGCGUUUAUCAAGGACUCACCAAAACCUCCGCCAGAGAGGAUUACUUUCACUUUUCCUGUAAUCAACUCGUCCGCAAAUAUUGCGCUUGUAGUAGCAGGAGCUGGUAAAGCCAACGUAGUUAAUGUGGCACUGGGUAAUGGUCAGAGUUCGGAUUUGCUGCCGGUUCAGAUGGUUUCGCCCGAGGGGGAGCUGACAUGGUUUCUGGACAAGGGAGCAGCUUCGCACCUGUAGGGGGUUAUGGUUUGAUGCAAACUAUGAAGUAGAGCUUUGUACCUUGUAUUUGAAGGCCUGAUCAGAGUAAGCUUAUGUAUGUAUCAGAGGAUUUUCCAAGAUGGUGUUGAUAAGUGAGGUUUUUCUUCACUCUUGCUAGAGAGUAGAGCGUUUGAACAAUGCGAGACCCCACAAUAAUGUCGUAAUGUUCCUUUUGGAUGUGUCGUUAAGUGUCAUCUGUGCUCUCUUCGUGCUAAUGUAUAGGAAGGAUUGGCUUUUUAUUCUUCCAAGUGGAGGCGGGUUUAGAGCAAUGUUUCAAGAUACGGUACCAAAUAGGGUGUCGUUUUUGUUACUGGUACGGCAUGUAGCAGUACCGGUGCCGGUACAAUACCGGGUACCAUUUCGAAUUCCUCGUUAUACCUAUGUAAGUACCCAAAAAAUAAUGUAUUCGGCUAAAAUUUUAACGUCCAUUUUAUGUAA